Messenger RNA from Aspergillus japonicus CBS 114.51, 811 nucleotides. RefSeq lists its product as uncharacterized. The transcript is spliced from 2 exons. The record is from RefSeq and is a predicted model, not a curated record. Bases 140 to 550 code for a protein of 136 amino acids. NCBI's taxonomy places the organism in Eukaryota, Fungi, Ascomycota, Eurotiomycetes, Eurotiales, Aspergillaceae.
UGGACACCGAGCUUGCAGUUGGCGUGGCGUGUUUGCAUGAUGUUUGCAUGGUUUACAGCCUGACUAAUGCCAUAACUGCAUCUGCUAUGGAAAAUUAAGUACAAAGUAAAUGAUGCGAUGAUGCGCUGAUGCGGAGAGAAUGAGGGGCAUUCCGUGGCUAUGCAUGCUGCUGCAGUCACUAUCGGCUUCCUCGCUCCUCUUAAUUCUCAGCCUCGGAUGCUCCUCCGAAGCUAUAGCCUUGGGUGUUUUGCAGGUAAAUUGUCAACUGUAUGAUUGUACAGGAAAAAUCACCGUGCCCCUCACACCUUCUCCUCUUCUUCUCUUCUCUCCUCCUCCUCUCUCCUCUUCUCAUCGCCCCCUCCCCCUCAUCGGCAAACUCCACUCCACUUCUUCCUCUGACUGUCCGGUUCGAGCAAUUUAUUCCCGCCCGGACCGCUUUACUUUCCACCGCUUUCUUUUCAUCUUCCAUCAUCUUUCUUUUCCUUCUUAUAUCCUCCCCCUCCCCACCUGCCUUAACUUGGGUCCGUCUAAGCUACUAUCUUCGACCUGAUACCCAUCGUCAUCACAAUGGCCGACACCGUAGGAAAGACCAUCACCUGCAAGGUGAGCAGCUUCGUCUAACCGGAACCCAAAAAUAGCACACCCCAAUUGAUUUGACUUGAAAUAUCUAGGCUGCCGUCGCCUGGGGCGCCGGAGAGCCCCUCUCCAUCGAGGACAUUGAAGUCGCACCUCCCAAGGCCCACGAGGUUCGCAUCCAGAUCCACCACACCGGUGUCUGCCACACAGGUCCGUAUUUUAUCGAGUGCGGUGA